Messenger RNA from Colletotrichum scovillei, 4762 nucleotides. Its product is annotated as LipA and NB-ARC domain-containing protein. The coding region runs from base 1 to 3690 and encodes 1229 amino acids. The transcript is spliced from 6 exons. Lineage: Eukaryota; Fungi; Ascomycota; Sordariomycetes; Glomerellales; Glomerellaceae. The record is from RefSeq and is a predicted model, not a curated record.
AUGACCAGACUAACAUCCCUCCCCGUCAUCCUCCUCGCCCUCGCCAACAUUACGCCAGCCUUGACAUUCUACAUCCCCCCUUUCCUAAAGCACCAAAACAGCACAAACGUAACCUACCACAUCCCACCUCCCCCUCCACCAUCCUCAUCUCCAUCCUCCCCCUCGGACAGCAUCAGCAACAUCUCCAACCUCCAAACAACAGACCCCUCCACGCCACCAACAGGCCCCGUCUACUUCCGCGGCAACCGCCGCUACGAGGACGAAAUCUGCGGCGCCUCCUCCUUCGUAGGCAUAACCCGCGCAACAUCCCCCCUCACAACGGACUGCCUCCUCCUCGCCGACAAGGCAGCGAAAGAGGGCUACGUCUGGUACGUCCGCGGCUUCACCGACAACACCACCAUCCUCGGCAUCCGCACCCACGGCACCUGCAACUUUGGCAUCCGCCCGCCCUACGCGGAUGCCCUCCCGAGCAUCAAGACGGGCUGGUACGUCGGCGGCGUGGACGUCGCGGAGGUGGUCCGCACCGCUGUGCGAGACUAUAAUGUGAGUGGGCAGACGGGCGCGAGCGGGAUGAUGCAUUGCUGGGCGAAUAGGGAGAAUCAUGGGUCCAUCAAUAAGCAAGUUGCACGCUACGAAAUCAGCGCUGUCUUCACUCAUCCUGACGCCUCCGUCGAUAUCGUCCUGGUCCAUGGUCUCAAUGGUCACCCCAAAAAUACAUGGACUUCCUCUUCGUCUUCGUCUCAACAUGAUGAAGGUGUGUUUUGGCCCACAGAUCUACUACCGCAGUCUCUAGGAAAGACUCGCGCCAAUAUCUUGGUCUAUGGCUACAACGCAGACGUCUAUACCACCGGUAAAAGCACAAGUGCAAGCGACAACUUCAUCUACCAACAUGCUCAGACACUGGUCACAAACCUCACCCUCUAUCGUAAAAGUGAGCGCACAGACAAGAACCCCAUCAUCUUCGUCGCACACAGCCUGGGCGGCAUUCUUGUCAAGCGAGCCCUCAUUUAUUCCAAUGACUUGAGAGACAAGAACCAAGAGGAUGCCAGAUCUAUCUUCGUCUCCACCUUUGGAAUCAUUUUCCUGGGAACGCCACACACCGGAUCUGACAUGGCAACAUGGGGUAUCGUUUUGCAAAAGAUGGCAGACGCUAUUGCGCCCAAGAAAAUGUUUGAGAGCGAGUCGGUGCUCCUCAAAACCUUGAAGAAGGACAACGAGACUCUGCAAAACAUCAAUAGCCACUUUCUCGACUUUUACCAGCGUUUCAAAAUUCACAUGGCCCAUGAAAAUCACAAAACGGAUAUCAGAGGAACGAUGGCCCCUCAUUCCGGAAUGUGCAAGUUCAACAGCAGCAGCGCUCCUGGAUACAGAAACGUUUCAACCGCUAUUCGGACGUGGGCAGAAGAGGCUCCGCCAGUGAUUCGAACCCGUUGGGACAUUGAAAUGGACGACAGGAAAGCCAGAGCACAAUCCGAGGCAGCCGAGAUCACCCGCGAGUAUGCUCAACAAUCAUCACCUGUUGACACAACAAGCACCCGAUCCGCUCCUAUUUCUGACUCUACCACCCAAGUCUUGAACUUUGGUCCUCAUUUUGUUCAUCCUGACCGAUUCCGACCCAACUCGUUCUUCAAAGGGCGAGAGGACUAUCUUGCAGAUCUUCACAAACUGUUGAAAGACCCGAAGAGGCGUUCAGAGGGGACAUCUGCGGUUUUGAUUCAGGGCAUUCCUGGUGUCGGGAAAACACAUCUUGCUCGACAGUAUUAUUUCAAUCACAAGGACCAGUAUUCUGGGGGCGCAUACUGGAUCAGGUCUACCACGUUGCAAGAUAUGGAAGACGGGUUCUGGCGCAUUGCGAAAACCCAGGCUAUCAAGGGCAUGGCUGCUCAAGGACAUAAGAAGGAUUUGUUAAAUCCACACAACAUGGUCGAUAUCGUCAGACGGUGGUUCAAUGAGUCAAGCGAUUGGCUGCUAGUGUUUGAUGGCAUUCGCGUCAACGACAAAGCGAUUCUCAAGUACAUACCCGACCGGCCAAACAGCAGUCUCAUCUACACAUCAACUGACCGGUGUGAUCCUGGGUCUUAUCUUCUUGACAACCCCAGCAUGAUGAAGUUGCCUCUACCACCCAUUCAAGACGCACAGGAGUUGUUGCUCGAAGAGAUGGGAAAGAAACACCCAUACAACACUGAUGAUCUCAGACGAGCUCAUGAAUUGGUACAGCUGAUGGGUCGCCUCCCGCUGAUGAUUCACGCCGCUGCUGUGAACAUGAAUACCACGAGAGAACCGCUUGCAAAGUAUCUCAAGACCUUCCGGGACUCACCAAAAGUUGGCGAGCUUCCUGCAUACAUGGCGAUUCGAGAUCAGUUGCAGAGUCGCGGUAAUUACGCGGCGUUGAAUCUGAUCUACAUACUCUCCUUCUUCAGUCAAUUCAUACCGGUUGAACUGCUGGCUCUUGGCUUGGGAGCUUUGGACAAGCGAACACCGGUGAAGACGGAAACGACAAAGGGCAGAAGGAGCCUAACACAGACUUUCGUUACUUUGAUAAGCUUCGCCCUUAUCGAACGAAACGAAGCUGAUGACGUCUCUUCCUCGAGCUCGCAGAGCGGUCUCGACACGACUCCUGAGCCUUUGGAUACACUCCGUGUUCACAGUGUUGUACAGGCGUUCUUUAUUGAACUUCUUGCCAAGGAAGGACAGCUGAAUUUCUGGCUGGAGCGGGCCAUCCGCGUCUUCUGCGCGUCGUUCGAUGAGGCCUAUACCAGGAUGAACGACGAGCCUGCCACUGGCCUUCCCGAAGACUACAGACAAUACAUUCGACACGGCAGAAGGUUAAAGGACCUUAUUGACCGCCAUGUUGUUGAUCGCCCAACUCACCGAAAUAGAACCGGACCUGUGAAUCUUGACGCUGCUCGAAAAGACUUAGAAGAACGACUCGCGAAGGUGCCUGCAGACCUUAAUGACUUACAGAGGACCAUAUCUACCCGAAUCAUCGACGGAAAGGAGGCCGCUCAUAAUUCUGUUUUCGAGCGCAUGAACAGUUUAUCGUCGCAUUCAACAGACGCCUCUGGUGCCGCUGUACUCUCUCAAUCACCAGGGGUCUACUCGGCUGCAUUGGAGCAAGAAUAUAAAUUGCCGCUGACAACCCACAACCCGCUUCACUUCCACAUGCCUUAUGUACCUUACGUGGAUGAACAGGCAUCUCCGGUUGAGUACCAGGGGUCCGAGGAUCGAACCAUUACUCCAUACCCGCCUGACAUUGAAGAAGGUCCAUACAAUGACACGGCUGACCCUGCGUGGACUGUUGUGGCCAGACACCGGUCAGUGAAGAAACAGUCACUGAGGCGCUACCAUGAUCGUGGAGGAGCAUGGAGAGAGACAGCCGUCGCGACAAAUGAUCCUCGUGUGAGCAUCAGUCGGGAGUCUGCAAGAGGCCUCAUCACCCCACCUCAGUCUUCCAGAGGCGGCAGAUCACCCAGGAUCACCACCACCACCUCGUGGCGGUGGCUACAUAUACGACAAGGGCAGAAGCUCCAGUGCUGGUACAUCUGUAAGGCCAACCUCGAUGCUUGGAGCUUCAAGUUAUGCCAAGGCCGUGUCAGGCACCGCAGUCGAGGAAGAGGUCCCCUCCUUUCCUACUUUCGCAUCUCCCCCUUCACGGGCCGCGACAAUCGACAGGAAAGCUGCUUACGAUGAUCGGUCCGUCUACAGCCUACAGACCGUGAAUAGCCGCACGCCUUCCACGGCUCUCAGGUUGAAAGAAAAUCAAUUUCCAAAGUUAACUGAAUCUGGAAAUGCGUCUCGAUCGACCGAACAGUCUCGCCAAUCGCAGAUUCAAGAAUCCACUUCGAAACCGUCUUUUCAAAAAUUCCUGCGCCGCUUGGGCAGAUCCGUCAGUGGGGGAAAGCGCCACGAGAAAUCAGGCCCAGGCAAAGUUUCUUCCAGCGGUUCAUCGAUCUCGUCCAUUCCGAGAUCGUCGGAAGAACUCCCGUACACAUACCAGGAGGAUGUGAGAACAGCGAACUCCAGUCCGGGUCUGGCUUACCCACAACAAUUUCCCUCCGGACUGUCUGUUGUCACAAACCAAGAGAGUAGUCUGCGAGAGCAUCCCCUCGAUCGGCAGUCAAACUCACAGCCACCGUACACAUACCAGGAUGAAUCUGACAAUGAUGUUCUUUCCCAGUCUGAUCCAUGUCUGGGUCGCCCAAGUCUGAACAUUUUUCCCGCUGAGAAUAUGGGCUAUCCGCCGCCGCCGCGGCAGGUUCCAUCUAGCACAUAUCAAGACAACUAUCGGCCAGGAAGUCAUAUGGAUCCUACGCCACCAAAUGGGUAUUCAUCGCAGCCCAUGUCUAGGAACCCAAGCUCGAAUCCUCGACAUGCGACAGCGACUGGCUCAGUAGGCACAGCUUUGAGCAGCAAUAGCGGAAGUGUCAGGUCAAGUCUCCCUCAUCGGCGAGCGCCGUCCAUGGUGGAGACGGAGCCUUCACCGCGCCUUUCCCCAAUAGAAAUGGACCAAACCUCUUACGACAUAUGGAGGAAUAGGCAGACUGGGCAGCCCAUUGACGAGGCGCUAUUUGGACGCAGCAAUAUGCCCCGUCGACUGCCUGUCGGUCGUGUUCCCAGCUUCAUACGGGAAAGCCCGACAAUGAGCCCGCGGCCUCUGCCUGGCAACAGCGAACCAAUGUCUAGAUCCGGGUCCGGGGGUAUCAGAACUACAGAUGGACGGCUCAUCUCGUUUGGCGAUAUUCCCGUGGACAUUGAAGAAGCA